Messenger RNA from Sorex araneus (European shrew), 861 nucleotides. RefSeq names its product cytochrome P450 2C42-like. The coding region runs from base 1 to 861 and encodes 286 amino acids. NCBI's taxonomy places the organism in Eukaryota, Metazoa, Chordata, Mammalia, Eulipotyphla, Soricidae. Gene Ontology annotation, molecular function: oxidoreductase activity, acting on paired donors, with incorporation or reduction of molecular oxygen, reduced flavin or flavoprotein as one donor, and incorporation of one atom of oxygen; heme binding; iron ion binding. Gene Ontology annotation, biological process: xenobiotic metabolic process. Gene Ontology annotation, cellular component: cytoplasm; intracellular membrane-bounded organelle. The record is from RefSeq and is a predicted model, not a curated record. The transcript has 5 exons.
AUGCUUAAGAAUUGCAUCAUUGAUCAUCGCCAGUCCCCUCUAACAGAUACCCAGGAUCUCCGUGCGCCCCCUUCCGUCCAGCCCUGUGUCCCCUACGUCCAGUGCCUGGGGCUUCCAUGCCGCGGGCAUUGCCGUCAUCUGAGCCCUCUGCGCCUGUGUGAUCAUCGCCAGUCCCCUUUAACAGUCAUUUUGACACACCAUUUUUAUGAAAAACAUAAUAAAAAACCUGAAUUUACUAUGGCCAACUUGAUCAUGACCAUAUCGGAUGUGUUUGUUGCGGGAACAGAGACAAUGACUACCACCCUGAUAUAUGGACUCCUGCUCUUACUGAAGUACCCGGAGAUCACAGCUAAAGCCAAGGAGGAGAUUGAGCGUGUGAUUGGCAGACACCGGAGUCCUUCAAUGCAGGACAGGAGCAACAUGCCCUACAUGGAUGCCUUGAUACAUGAAAUCCAGAGAUAUAUGUACAUUGUCCCCAAUGGCCUGCCUCAUGCUGUGACUCAGAACAUUAAGUUCAGUGAAUACCUUAUUCCAAAUGGCACAAACAUUUUUACAUCUCUGACAUCUGUCCUUUAUGACGCCAAAGAGUUUCCAAAUCCAGAGGGAUUUGAUCCUGACCAACUCCUGGAUGAAAGUGGCAACAUUAAGAAGAGCACCUACUUCAUGGUCUCUUCAGCAGGAAAAAGAGUAUGUGUUGGAGAGGGCUUGUCCCGUAUGCAGUUGUACAUAUUUCUGACUACUAUUUUACAGCAGUUUACCUUGAAACCUCUGGUUGAUUCAAAGGACAUUGACACCUCUCCAGUUCUCAAUGGAGUAGAGUCUGUCCCUCCCUUCUAUAAACUAUGUUUCGUUCCAGUCUGA